GGGUCCAGUCUAUGCGUCACUUCCGGCGUGGAGGGGGUGGGUGGAGCGGUCGGUGGGUCGGACCUGUCCGCGGUGCUGGCGGAGGCUCCAGGUUGCCUGUGACCCGGCCCACCCUCCCUUCCGUUCUGGCCCGGGGGGCCGCUUCCUGAUAUCUAAUGUCCGAAGAAAGUGACUCUCUGAGAACAAGCCCAUCUGUGGCCUCUCUGUCUGAAAAUGAGCUACAGUUCCCCAGACAGCCUGGCUAUGUGUGCUCCCUGACUGAGGAGCUCGUCACCAAAGCCCGGGAGGAACUGCAGGAGAAGCCAGAGUGGCGACUCCGGGAUGUUCAGGCCCUUCGAGACAUGGUCUGUAAAGACUAUCCCAGCCUAAGUACGUCUCUGGACGAUGCUUUUCUCCUGCGCUUCCUCAGGGCCCGAAAGUUCGACUACGAUCGAGCCUUGCAGCUUCUGGUCAACUAUCACAGCUGUCGGAGGAGCUGGCCUGAGGUGUUUGAUAACCUGAAGCCCUCUGCCCUAAAGGAGGUCCUGGGUUCAGGCUUUCUCACCAUGCUGCCUCAUUCAGACCCUCGAGGCUGCCAGGUAGUUUGCCUUCGUCCAGAUAGAUGGAUCCCAAGUAACUACCCAAUUACUGAGAACAUUCGUGCCAUAUACUUGACAUUAGAAAAGUUGAUUCAGUCUGAGGAGACCCAAGUGAAUGGAAUUGUCAUCCUUGCAGACUACAAAGGAGUUGGCUUAGCCAAGGCUUCCCAUUUCGGUCCUUUUAUAGCCAAAAAAGUGAUUGGAAUUCUCCAGGAUGGUUUUCCCAUUAGAAUAAAAGCUGUCAAUAUUGUAAAUGAACCUCGAAUAUUCAAAGGCAUUUUUGCUAUCAUAAAACCAUUUCUGAAGGAGAAAAUAGCAAACAGAUUUUUUCUUCAUGGAUCUGACUUGAAUUCUCUACACUUGAACCUUCCAAAGAGUAUCCUUCCUAAGGAGUAUGGCGGCACUGCCGGGGAGCUGGACCCAAAUGCCUGGAACGAGGUGCUGCAGGCCUCAGAGGAGGACUUUGUCAAGGAGUUCUGUAGGCCUCUCCCUUCCAGUAGUAGCCUCCUCCAGGAGACCCUGCUGUUGGAGGGAAUAACCUCUGAGGUGCCUGGUGAUGAGUCCCUUCGGGGAGUAAAGUCGCAGCUAUACUCCUGCUAUUAACCAAGAAAUCAUGUAGUUUUCUACAUAUGUUGCAGCCUUUAAAGUAAUUUUUCUCCCUCUUAAAGCAUAAAAAGAGAAUUUGAAGUCCCAUGAGUUUGGCCCUAUCCACUGUAAUUGAAUUAAUAGGACAGAAUUUAAAUUGGCUGAGGCUGCUUUAAAAGACAACUAUAUAUUACCGAAGGUGGCAUGUAGGUAAGUUGCUUGAGAAUUAGUUUAAGAUAACACUUUUGUAGUCUACCUUUAUGCCCCUUGCGGACAGUGCCAGUGGUCAAGUUUCAUGAACCCCACUUUGAGCUCAUUCAAUAGCUGUACUUUCAGGACAUAUACUGUAAUUUCUGCCACUUUGGGUAUUUCCUUCAGCUCUUUCAUGUGUUGGUAGAUAGUUUCAUGGGCUUUGGGGGCAAAAACAAUCUCCCACUUAAUGAGCAACCCACUGGUGAGGAAACUCUGCAUUUUGUUCUACUGGCCUUUGGAUAGCAAGCAUAGUCUCUGGCUAGGGCUAUACUUGAAGUUCACCCAUCUUGAUAGGACCAGCUAAUGCUUGUGCUCCCCUGGCAUAGUCUUUGAGAGCCCAGGCUGAUCCAAGGAUUUCUGUGAAAGAAUCUCAGAGAUGUUGCAAAAAGAAAGCCAGUGGAGGGCAGCCCAAGAGUAAGAGGCCACUAUCCUGGAGAAAUCAACCUGGGCCAGGUGACUGCAUUCGAUUGCAGUGCAGAUUGCUAGCUGAGAUCAUGAACCAAUUAGAUCUGUCUGACUUCACAAACAUUUACCUUAAAGACCACUUUCUUUGCACUCCUCCUACUAUUAUCCCAUCAGUCUCUCAGUAACUGCUAAUUCAUAACCUAGUCCCUCUUUCUGGAAACUGGCAUGGCUCCUGCUGCAGUUUGGAAGCAUCAGGUCACACCAUCAGAGCAUUUCUUUUCAGAAUGCAGGAGCCCAAGACAUUGUGACCCUUAGAGAUUUCUGCAUGAAUCUUGCUGCUCUGAUCCCAUUUUUCCAAUAUCCCUGAAUGUCUCAGUUCUCAUUCUUUACUGAAUAUCAUGUCCAGGACAAUAUGGCACGGCUGUGGAAAGGUCCAAUUUGAAUAGAUCUAAAACCACCAGAUUUCAGUGUAGUAUCACAGAAAGAGCACCAUACUGAGAGUCAGUAGUUCCUGGAGUUUAUCCUGGCAUCUGGUCCCAGUUCUGCCACUAACCCAUUGUGUAGCUUAAUCUCUAUGGGUCUCCUCAUAUUCUUUUCAUCUGGGAUGCAGUUUAGCUACUGAGUAGCAUCAUCUGUCAGUUUUCCUCUUGUUGGAGAAAGCCGUGGCAUAGUAGCAAAAGAGAUGGACUCAGGGUCAAGAAGAUUUUGGUUCUGACAUAUACUGGUGGUGGGACCUUAGGCCAGUCAUUUAACCUGUCAGCCUCCUAGUCAGUUCUCUAAGCCUGAGUUACAGAGAAGGUGCUGAUGUGUAGCUGUAGAGCUGAUUCCUCAUGUCAGAGUUCCCUAUGAAAUUGCAGUGAAGUCCCAGGUCUUGUUCCUCUCUCCCCCUACUAAGAUGCAUAGCUGAACCAGCUCUGGACCAGACCAGGGAAAUCCUAUUCUCUUUAGUUGUCAGCAGGAAUCACUAAGGGGGAGUUCCCACACUGCUUUGCAUUCCAGGACUUUAGACACCAAAAUCUUUUUUUAAGGAUCAUUUUUUAGUGUUGUGAAGCCAGCAAAAACUUCUGAGUGCUUAAAAAUUCAAAAAGUUUGAGGGACCAAGUGGUUUGGGAAAUAGGAUGUUGAAAAGGCACAUAUUCUCGAGAUUUCCUACAAGUUUUUUGUCUAGAUGUGAUUUCUACCUGUUCAUUAUGAUUCCUGAGCUGCUUUGCCACUUUGUCCAUGUCCCUUUUAUCCCAUAUCCCAAAUUGAAAGCUCCUACAGUGUGUUAGCUGGAGUCAGAUCAUCCAUACUAAGCCUGGGCUGGGAGUUUUGGCACUUUAGGUCCUCAAUCUUAGGUUCAAAUCUGGCCUCAGACACUUCGCAGCUGUAUGAACCUGGGCAAGUCACUUGACCCCCAUUGCCUAGCCCUUACCAUUCUUCUGUUUUGGAACCAAUACACAAUAUUGACUCCAAGAUGGAAGGUAAGGGUUGAAAAGAAAAAACUUUAGAUCCUCACAUGUCAAGAUUUUACCUUUGCAGGGCAGCUAGGUGGCACAGGCCUAGUGUCAGGAGGUGCUAGGUUCAAAUCUGGCCUCAGAUAUUUUCUAGCUGCCAUCACCCUGGGCAAGUCACUUAGUCUCAUUCAUCUAGCCACUGCCUUUCUGUCUUAGAGCCAUCACUCCAACAGCCAAUAACCAGCUAUCUGUAACCUGAUAACCUACCAAUACAACUCAAUAUCAACCAAUACAAAAUCAAUAUUAGGGUGAUAUUCCCCAUUGCAGUUGUUACUAGGACAGAAAGUAAGGGUUAAAAAAAAAGCUAAAUAAAUUUUUGAUCUUUGCCCCACAGCCCAGUUGGAUCGAGGGUUGAUGUCUUUAGACCUAGUUUAUGCCUGAUUUAUUGUAUAUACAAGAUUGUCUUAAAUCUCAGCCUCAUCCUUGUUGUGCCUCUUUUCUCCAUGGUAAAACCAAGAACAAGGCAAAUGUUUCAUUCCCCAGAAGCAGAGCCACGCAGGCAUGCAAAAGCCAUUGGUUUAUACCUUUACUACCAGGUAGUUCAUCUGUGUAGCACUUUUUUUUUAAUGAAAUUUCAUUUAUCUUACCUCUCUGGUGCCAAUUCUCAUUCAGGGGAAACUUAUCUCCUCAUCUAUGAAUAUUGUGUCUUCUAGAAAAGAGAUGAGACAUUGCAAGCUUUGAGUGCCAAAAUGUCUGUGGACAGACAUCUCUCCCUUUCUCUCUUCUAAUUGAUAAUGGCAGUGUGCCUCAAAUCACCAAAAAUGGCCUGGAAAAAACAAAGGCUUUCAGCCUUGGAAGCCCCAGAAGUAAAGAUCCAUCUAUUUCAAAAGGGAAACCCCAUUGCUGAAGUUAGGUGCAAGCUUUCAUUAAGGCCUGUUUGGUCUAGAUUUGCAGCAGGGCCUCAGCCAGAGGUAAGAAGUAGAAGAAGCAGAGGAAAGUUGGAAGAGAUUUGUUCAAAGUUCUUCUGGUCACUGGAAGGAAGCAGAGAAGGCAAAGCAAAGAAAAUUACCGUGGUUCAAGGUUACCAAGCAUUACUGGCAGUCAUAUAGUGUAAAUAUAAGAUACCCAGCAUUUUACUGUUUGUUCAUAACCUUAAAAGCAAAUCCGAGAAGCCACAUAAAGACAGAGGCACGUCCAAUUCCCCUCAGCUCUUCUAGCUAACUCACUGAAUGGAAAUCUUCUCAGCGGGUAUCCUUGCUAUAAUGGGGCCAAGGCCAGAGUAUCCUUGCUUGGAAUACUGUGGUGACAGGAGGAUGUCUGAUUGGUAGGGCUAUCAGAAGGCUGAGCAAAGACAUGGGUAGGGAACUCAAUUGGGUGGGAGCCCAGGUGGUCCCUACACACUGUCUCAUUGAGGUAUUUUAAGGAAUUCUUUCCUGGCAGUGACUAGGAAUAGCAAAAGGCAUCUGUGGAGCAGACUUUUUCCUUUAGCUUUGAUGUGAUCCUUACCAAGAAGAGGGAUGUUAGCAUUGGAAGCAGAUUGCGCCAUAAAUCGUAUUCAGCAUGAUUUUUAAGAAGGAGGGUUAGCGUUCCAGCUGUCACAGCUGCAGAGGAUGAUUUCCUUUGGCUCUCCCUUCGAGGAAAAGUCCUAGACAGUUUUUUAAAUGGCUGAAGCUCUUUCAUCCAUAUAUUGUGCCAUUGCUUUAGCUUGACCGCUGGUGGAUCUUAAGGUAUCUCUCACCCACUUGCCUCUGUCCACAAUUUGGGUCUUAGUUGCUCCAUUUGUAAAAAGGAGACUAGAAUAUCUCUAGGGCUUUUUCCAGCUCAAAAUACUGUGACUUUAUGACCAACUGUUGCAUUUAGAGAAUGUGCCCCUUUUAUUGAUUGGUCCAUUCAAACUGAUUUAAUUUUCGUUUUGGUGUCUCCCAGCUUGGAAUUCUAGAACAUCGCAAUUCCCUCCUGAAUUCAUCUUGUUCCUUUGUUGAGGAUGGUGUAGGAGUUUUAAGAGCAAGUGAAAGUAAGAGGGGGAUUUGAUUUAGUAGCAAGAGCUCUGGGCUUAUAGUUAAAAGACUUGGGUUUGAAUCUUGUGACCUGGAGCAAGCUUUCCCCCCUCUUUAGGCCAGAAUUCCUUCCUUUGUAAAAUAUGAAUUUUACUAGAUGAUCUAUUACAUCUCUUCUAGUUGAAAAUUAUGUGAUCUUUUUUUUUUACUUCCUUUAUUGCUGAUAAAUGUUCAUCCUCAACACCUGAUGGUAAGCCAGCUUGAGAGAGACAAAACCUGUUCCCUAUUGACUCCAAGGAAGGAAAACUUAAGAGCUGGUAGUUCAUCCAAUUCUCUUUCAUCAGAAGUAAGUUUUCCUAGGAGGUAGGCAUGGAAAACACCUCAGGCCAGUGCCAGGUCACUUAUUAAUGAAAGCAUAGACGAGGCAGAUAUAUGUGUCUUCUCCAGUCCCAUGUAGGCCUGAACCCUUUAGAGCUCUCCCUGGGGAGGUUUUUAUCCUCAGAUGAAUGACGGGGAGCUCACCAUCCUUCUGUCCCCAGGUGGGCAGGCAGCUGUUGGGUGGUGUUCUCUAGUACCUUCUCACGUCUAUGUUUUAGCUUGUAUCUUUUGCCUUUGAAACUUCACUACUGGAGUGAAUGGUUUUUCAGCAGUUAAGCUAUUGGUGGUGUGGCUGUUCAUCCUUCACUCAUUGAGAAGUAUAUGAAAUAAGGGAACAGGGAUCAUCCAGAAUAGAAAAGGUUUGAUCUUGAAUCUAGUACAGUAGAAGGAGCCCGUUCUAGUUCUGGUUUUGUGUGACGUUAGGCAAGUCAUUCUCCUGUGUGGGCCUUGGUUUCCAUAGCUACAAAAUGAGGUUGGACUGGUCUGUCUCUCAGAUCUCUUCCAACUUUGAAAGCUGAUGUGCUAACAUUCCUUUCUGUUCUAACAUUCUUGUUGUGUUCUAAGGUCCUUCCAGCUUGGCGGUCUCACGACUCCUAAUCCAUCCAUCAUUGCUCAUUCUGGGGGAAGCCAGGAUUGAAGGAAUUUAUAGCGACUUGGUAAACCAAAAGUUUCUUUCCAAGCAUGUGAUCCCAAAGGGAGUGUGUGCCCUAGAGAUAUUAAUCAGGUCCCCACCUGGUUUUAGAAAAAGGUCCAAAGUGGUUCUCAGUCACACAAAUAUUUCUCUUAAAGGAAGGACCUUUUCUUUGUUACAGAGGGCAAUAACUCAGUAACUGUUGCUUGCCUGUUUUGUUUGUUAAAUAAGUAAUUCGUCUGUGUUAUUUUUCUUUCUUCUUAUAUAACCAAGUACAAUUGUUUCCUUGGGCACCAAGUGAGUUACUGCUUGGGGUUAGGCCUGCUUCUCUUGGCACAUGUGGAGAGAAUGAGUCUGGGGGGGAGAUGGGGAGCAGACCCACUCCCCUCUGCAGUUUGAGUACUUGAAUCUAUGCCAUGGCCUAAAGCCUGGCCUGCCUAGUGCAGCCCCUGCUUCUUAUGUGGCCAGAGGAGGCCUUGCUUAUAUCCUUUGGCCAGUUUUAGGCUCAAGUUCAGUCAUUUAUCACAUUCUUUCUCUGAGACUUUGAGACUGUGGGUGUCAGUGUGCACCUGGAGAUGGAUGGAGUCUAAUUCUGUGUUUAUUUUGACAAGAUAUUUAUUUUUAUAAUGCAUUUUAUAACAUGGUGUGGUGAAAAUGUGUUGUUUUAUUAUGCAUGACUGGAUCUUAAACAAUAAAAGUCUAUCUUGGGUUGA
This is a messenger RNA of Monodelphis domestica (gray short-tailed opossum), 6975 nucleotides long. It is a transcript of the gene TTPAL, whose product is annotated as alpha tocopherol transfer protein like. Gene Ontology annotation, molecular function: phosphatidylinositol bisphosphate binding. The record is from RefSeq and is a predicted model, not a curated record. NCBI's taxonomy places the organism in Eukaryota, Metazoa, Chordata, Mammalia, Didelphimorphia, Didelphidae. Gene Ontology annotation, cellular component: membrane.